Fonticula alba is the source of this 633-nucleotide messenger RNA. RefSeq lists its product as hypothetical. The transcript is spliced from 4 exons. The record is from RefSeq and is a predicted model, not a curated record. The coding region runs from base 1 to 633 and encodes 210 amino acids. NCBI's taxonomy places the organism in Eukaryota, Rotosphaerida, Fonticulaceae.
AUGGGUCUGCGCUUUGUCUCGGCCGACACCCCGCGGCGGCCCUUCGAUUUUGUGGUCAUCCUGGUGGACUGGACCAACCUGGCAUCCUUCAACCAAGCCCGCCUGGCCCUGUCCGGCGUGUCGUCCAACCUGGCCCACCUGUCGCACCACCGUAACCCGGAGGCCUUUGAUGGUGCCGCCUUCCAGCUGGGCGGCCUCCACCCGGAAACCCUGUCAUCGGGUCGUGCCUGUGUUGUCUGCACACAUGUGGACAAGCGCUCCAAGUCUGCCCUCUCGGCGGCCGACCUGUCGUCCCUGACCGAGCGUUUCCUGGUGCCGGUCCUCUCGGCCAACCUGACGUCACCCCACUCGUCGAUCAGCACCGCCCUGCGGAUAUCCCGCAUGGCGGCCCAGGCAUCUUCCGCCGCGCCUCUCCCCCAGCCGGCCGGCAUGACGGCCUCCUCGGCCGGGAGCCUCGGCGCCAGUGGCGCGGCUCCCUACACUCGCGGUGGCUCCCUCGGCCUGACCCUCGAGCAUGUCCUCAUCCCGCGGACCAUCCACCAGCAGCCGGUGGCCAUGGCCGCGCCGCCUCGCCAGGCGGAAAACCCCGCCCAGCCCCCGCCGGCCGGCCCCGAGAGCCAAGCCCGACGCUAG